UGGCAGACGGAUUACAGCGCGCAGGCGCCGCUACUUCUUCCUGGCUCCAGCGCCGCUAUUUCAAUGUUGACCCGCGCAUGUCCGCUUCCUCUUCCGGGUCCGGCGGCGCCAGGGGUGAAAAAUGGUGCAGCGCCUGACAUACCGCCGUAGGUUGUCCUACAACACAGCUUCCAACAAGACCAGACUGUCCCGAACACCCGGGAACAGGAUUGUUUACCUUUACACCAAGAAAGUGGGAAAGGCGCCCAAGUCAGCAUGUGGGAUUUGCCCAGGAAGACUUCGUGGUGUCCGUGCUGUGCGCCCCAAAGUUCUGAUGAGGCUGUCAAAAACGAAGAAGCACGUGAGCAGAGCCUACGGUGGCUCCAUGUGUGCCAAGUGUGUCCGUGACAGGAUCAAACGAGCUUUUCUUAUCGAGGAGCAGAAGAUUGUUGUGAAAGUGUUGAAGGCACAAGCACAGAGCCAGAAGUCAAAGUGAAUCUAUUUGUAGUUUCAGCCCAAUAAAUGAGAUCUCCA
Molecule: messenger RNA, 513 nt
Organism: Haemorhous mexicanus (house finch)
Lineage: Eukaryota; Metazoa; Chordata; Aves; Passeriformes; Fringillidae
Gene: RPL34
Product: ribosomal protein L34
Exons: 5
Coding region: 122-475 (117 amino acids)
Biological process (GO): translation
Cellular component (GO): ribosome
Molecular function (GO): structural constituent of ribosome
Source: RefSeq, a predicted model, not a curated record